AUGCAUGUCGCCUCGGAGAACGCUCACUUGAUGUGGAACCCUGAUGAUCCUUCAACAUACCUGAUUCGCAGCUCAAUGCACCAUUUUCGCCCCCAUCAACCAAACUGGGGGUUUAGAAAAUUCUCUCUUAUGACAGAUCUGGCGCAACGCCUUGGAUACAGCAGCCAUUCGUCCAUUCCGGAGAUUGGGAUAGUCAAUCUAACCGUUUAUCUACGGACCCCACGAGUACAGGAUAUUUAUCUCCAGUAUGGGAACAUGAGACAGCCGGGCAGAAUCCUAGUUGGCCUCGAAAACAAAGCCAAAACGGGCUGGUUGAACGUCCUACUACAGACCUACUACCAUAUCAAUGCCUUCAGAAGCAUGGUAUAUAAAAUUCCAACAAGCUACAAUGCGACCGCAGACAUUGUCUGGGCGCUACAACGUACUUUCCAUGCCAUGCAGAUAUCUCAAGUUCCAGUAUCAACAGAUGAGCUAAUAUCGGCAAUGGGCUGCAGAGUGGGAGAAGCACAGGAUGCUCAGGACAAAGCAUUGUUGAUUCUCUAUCUUCUCGAAAAGGGAAUGGAAGCAAGGGAGGUCGGGGGCAAUUUGAAGCGCUUAUUCGAGGGCCAGUUGUGCACGUACCAGUAUGCACUGGACUCUUAUCAGGGAUCUUCAAGAUGUGAAAUGUUCUGGGAUCUCUCAUUGAAUAUUCGCCCAUAUCGCUCAUUAGCUGAGAGCCUUCGGGAUUACAUUCAACCUCUCGGCGUUGAGGACAGCCACUUGCUCGGUAGAGGGCAGAGGGGGACCCAAGUGCCAACAAUCGAUCGGUUUCCACCUGUCCUUCAUCUCCAUCUCAAGCGAUAUGAAUACAAUCUGAAAGCUCCCAGAUUCGUCAAGGAUGACUCCUUAUGGGAGUUCCCAGAUGAAAUCGACUUGGCCCCUUUCCUAUCUUUUUCAGCGGACAAGUCGGAGCCCAGCAUCUACCGACUUUUCGCUGUCAUUACGCAUGAGGGUAAUGAAAAUGGAGGCGUCUACUAUGUGUAUUUGCGACCAACUGGGGACGGGCCGUUUGUCAAGUUCCAUGAUGAGCAAGUGACCCCUGCAUCUUCGGAGGAAGUUUUUGAUACCAACUUUGGGGAGGACUACGGGGACAUGUAUGGGGCAUCCAAGUCAGCAUACAUUCUAUUCUACUGCAGAGUCUCAAGGCUGCAGGAGCUUUUUGGGGAUAUUACAGAUGCAGAUCUUCCAUCUUCUGUUGGCUACUGGGCAUCCUCACAUAGGUGUCGCGGCUGA
Molecule: messenger RNA, 1272 nt
Organism: Aspergillus fischeri NRRL 181
Lineage: Eukaryota; Fungi; Ascomycota; Eurotiomycetes; Eurotiales; Aspergillaceae
Product: putative ubiquitin carboxyl-terminal hydrolase
Exons: 4
Coding region: 1-1272 (423 amino acids)
Biological process (GO): protein deubiquitination; regulation of protein stability
Cellular component (GO): cytosol; nucleus
Molecular function (GO): cysteine-type deubiquitinase activity; cysteine-type endopeptidase activity
Source: RefSeq, a predicted model, not a curated record